AUGUCGACUACAGUAAUGCAAACAUCCACGGCGGAAGCGUCGUCCACUUUUGUGGCUGCAGACUAUACCCCAGGCCCUGAUUUCAUGGGCUGGUAUCUGUCCGUAACGCCAGCAUCACCUGUAACUUGCGGCAAUGGAGGUGUCUACCAUACCACCUUCCUUACGCCCGAGGGUUAUACAACUGGAUAUGAUUUUGGAGCAUGUUCUUAUACGGAUAACGGAAACUACCCCACGGCCUGCAGCGAUGGAACAUUGCUAUACAACGAUGGCGGCUUCGGUGCCUGUGCGAGUUCUCUCACGUGCGGUGAAAUCAGUAUCUACCCCACAGACCACGCAGCAGAUGAAUAUAUCACCUGGGCAUACCAAUGCUUCCAGCGCGGGGAUUCCAUAAGCCUCUGUCGCACCCUACCUGCCGAAUAUGACAAGUCAACUGUCGCAGCUGCAACCACCAAUGCCGGCAUGAAUCCUUCACCAUCUGCCACAGAAACCCCGGGCAUUACAUCUACAUCUACAUCCAUAUCCACAUCCAGUCCCGACUACGACCCAUCCAGCUCCGCCGGCUCCUCCGGCUCCUCCGGAAUAUCAGGCGGCGCAAUCGGUGGAAUAGUAGUCGGAUGCAUCGCAGGCGUUGUGAUUCUCCUGUUUCUCCUCUUCCGAAAGAGAAUCAUGGCUUGUUUUGGUCGCGGUAAACCUCCAGGUGGUGAUGAUGGUCCAUACUGGUCGCCAGUGCCACCGCAGACUGAGUCUGUAUCACACACAGAUCAUUCAACGAUGCCACCUUCUGAAAUGCCGUCCGAGCAGAAUGCAAUUCAUGAAAUGGAGACGCAAAUACCCCAUGAGAUUGGCUCAUCAACUUCUCCACCAAUGCAAGAAAAGAUCGUUCAUGAGCUUGGUUAA
Penicillium angulare is the source of this 897-nucleotide messenger RNA. RefSeq lists its product as uncharacterized. The record is from RefSeq and is a predicted model, not a curated record. The transcript has 4 exons. NCBI's taxonomy places the organism in Eukaryota, Fungi, Ascomycota, Eurotiomycetes, Eurotiales, Aspergillaceae. The coding region runs from base 1 to 897 and encodes 298 amino acids.